AUGACGCACGAGGGUGACGGUUAUGGUUUGCAGCGUGGAGUACCAGACACUGCCGGAAGAAGGCAUCAUCAUCAACAGCCUCGGACUGGUACUGGUAGCUGCGGUCAUCAUGGUCUUCUACACCCUCAGCAGGCCGGACUUCCGCUACUUCGGCAGGAUCCUCGUCCCCAACAUCGAGAUCUAGGAUUCCACUCUGGAGCUACAACUGCUCCAAAUGUGAACGACUCGUUCCUGAAUAGAUGUCAUGUGUUAGACCAUUGUCAAAAUACUCUAUAUCUAACUUAA
This is a messenger RNA of Nezara viridula (southern green stink bug), 285 nucleotides long. The record is from the annotation of a GenBank genome assembly. Lineage: Eukaryota; Metazoa; Arthropoda; Insecta; Hemiptera; Pentatomidae.